Monopterus albus (swamp eel) is the source of this 1961-nucleotide messenger RNA. RefSeq names its product methyltransferase 14, N6-adenosine-methyltransferase non-catalytic subunit (gene mettl14). Gene Ontology annotation, cellular component: RNA N6-methyladenosine methyltransferase complex; nucleus. Gene Ontology annotation, biological process: mRNA modification. The record is from RefSeq and is a predicted model, not a curated record. The transcript is spliced from 11 exons. NCBI's taxonomy places the organism in Eukaryota, Metazoa, Chordata, Actinopteri, Synbranchiformes, Synbranchidae. Bases 391 to 1758 code for a protein of 455 amino acids. Gene Ontology annotation, molecular function: mRNA binding.
CGUACGCCGAUACUCGCCCAGAUAGGCGGAGUCAGCACGCGAUAAAUGGCUUCCUUCGCCGGACGACCUGCUUUAACCGGGCUUCCAAGACCGUCACAGAUACAAGACCCGUCUCAGUAUACAUAAGCAACUGCGAACAACCAUUGAGUAGCUCUUUUUUAGGUCCACAUCCAUUAUAGCAACUAAAGUAAACUCCACCUCCUUCAAGGCCUUACAUCACACCCGAACGCCCCGGGUAUGCAUAACGAGUGCACCCAUUGUGAUUUUUAGCGGCUGCUUCAUGUUAGCUGGUUGUUGACCAUCUUUCCAACCAGAUUCAUGUGAAACGUUUUGCUGUAACAAUGAUCGCGGGCACUUAAUGGUUAAUUAGAAAAUAUUACAAGGGCUGAAAUGGAUAGCAGACUGCAAGAGAUUCGCGAGCGACAAAAACCAAGGCGGCAGCUUUUAGCACAACUGCUGGGAGCUGAAAGCGCAGACAGUAUCGGAUCUAUCCUGAACAGUAGAGAUGAACUGAAAGAGAUAGAGGAGACAAGAGAAACAUGCAGGGCUUCAUUUGAUAAUUUAGUCCCACCUUCUAAAAGGAAACCUCAGACGGAGGGAGAGGACACAGAGGAGGAUGUAGAAGAACAAAAAGAUGAAGUGGAGGUGCAACAGCUGGAUGAAAGCAACCCAUAUGAAGAGGUGUACAAAGACUCAAGUACUUUCCUUAAGGGCACCCAGAGUUUGAACCCUCACAAUGACUACUGUCAGCAUUUUGUGGACACUGGGCACAGGCCACAAAACUUCAUUAGAGAUGUUGGCUUGGCUGACCGAUUUGAAGAAUACCCUAAACUUCGAGAGCUGAUUAGACUAAAGGAUGAACUCAUUUCCAGCACCAACACUCCUCCCAUGUACCUCCAGGCUGACCCAGAACACUUUGACCUGCAGGAUCUGAAGUGCAAGUUCGAUGUAAUUCUGCUCGAGCCUCCCUUAGAGGAAUACUACAGAGAAUCAGGCAUUAGCCACACUGAACGUUUCUGGACCUGGGAUGAUAUCAUGAAACUGGAAAUUGAAGAGAUAUCAGCUCUACGCUCCUUUGUUUUUCUCUGGUGUGGCUCUGGUGAGGGUCUGGACUUGGGCAGAAUGUGUUUGAGGAAGUGGGGCUUUAGGCGGUGUGAGGAUAUCUGUUGGAUCAAGACCAACAAGAAUAACCCUGGCAAGACCAAGACACUGGAUCCAAAAGCAGUAUUCCAGAGGACCAAGGAACACUGCCUAAUGGGAAUCAAAGGAACAGUUCGUAGGAGUACUGAUGGUGAUUUCAUCCAUGCCAACGUGGACAUUGACUUGAUCAUCACUGAGGAGCCUGAGAUGGGAAAUGUAGAAAAGCCUGUGGAGAUCUUCCACAUCAUUGAGCAUUUCUGUUUGGGCCGCAGGAGGCUCCACCUGUUUGGACGAGACUCGACCAUCAGACCAGGCUGGUUGACAGUGGGGCCUACUUUGACAAAUAGUAACUUUAACCCAGAGACCUAUGCCUCACAUUUUGCCUUGCCAAACUCCAACCUGUCUGGAUGCACUGAGGAAAUAGAGAGGCUGCGUCCCAAAUCUCCUGUUAAACUGAAGUCGGAACGUGGUGGCGGACCACCCAGAGGGGGACGUGGUGGGCCUAAUGUAGGAAGAGGCGGGGACAGAGGCCGUGAAAGAAACCGACCAAGUUUCCGUGGGGACAGAGGAGGGUUCAGGGGGAGGGGAGGGCUACAUAGGGGAUUUCCACCUCGCUAGGGCAAAGAACUCGUACCAACCAGACUGAUGCUAGGAAUUGCCAUCUGCAGUGUAUCAAAACACGACUCUUUGUAAUGUGGUUGCUACGGGUAAAUUGUGACAGCUGAGAAGUUGGUGUGAAGAGUCUUUGUGAAUCUUUUUGGUUUUUCAUGGAUAUCCUUUACAUUGGAUGGAUAUUGUCUGCAUAAACAUUGUUUUUACUA